GCGCGGCCACUGACAGCCCGCGCGGAUGCACGUGUCACACGGAGCCGCGAGCCCGAGGAACGAGGACUUGAGAGAGAAGCGGAGAAGAAGUGUGACAUGAGCGUGCGUGCAGGGUAGAGCCCGCACACGCGCGCCCGCGCGCCCGGCCCAUGGCUCGCUCCCGGCGGUGUCCCGCGGCGGGAACCACCGCGGCGACGCUGCUCCUGCUGUACCUGGCGCAGCUCGGCACAGGCCUUAAGUGUGUAUGCCAGCUGUGCACCAACAAAACCUGUGAGACGGGGGCAGACGGGGCCUGCUGGAACUCGGUGAUGCUGAUUGACGGGAAAGAAGAAGCUGUUAAGUCCUGUCUCUCACCCUCUGAGAUGAAGGGCCAGGUCUUCUGCUACAGCUCACGGAAUGUGUCCAAGAGGAACUGCUGCUUCACUGACUUCUGCAACAAUGAGACCUUACGCUUGUACCCAGAGAGUCCUCCGAGGGCACCUGGCUGGAGCAAGCUGGAGUUGGCAGCGGUGCUGCUGGUGCCGCUCUGCCUGCUGUGUGUGGGUGCCCUGCUGGGCGUGUGCACGGCCCACGCGAAGCGCUGUGGUCGGCGACGUCCUCACAAGCAUGAUGCGGAGGACCCGCCCGACGACCAGAGCCUCAUGUCCCCCAACAAGUGUCUGAAGGACCUGAUCUUCGACAUGAGCACUUCAGGAUCUGGAUCAGGGCUUCCACUGCUGGUUCAGCGGACGAUUGCCCGGACCAUUGUCCUGCAGGAAAUUGUUGGGAAAGGGCGGUAUGGGGAGGUGUGGCGCGGUAAAUGGCGAGGUGAAGAUGUGGCUGUCAAGAUCUUCUCAUCCAGGGACGAGAGAUCCUGGUUUCGGGAGGCAGAGAUCUACCAGACCAUCCUUCUUCGGCAUGAAAACAUCUUGGGCUUCAUUGCUGCUGACAACAAAGAUAAUGGAUCAUGGACCCAACUGUGGCUGGUGUCAGAAUACCAUGAGCACGGCUCCCUGUUCGACCACCUGAACAGGUACGCUGUCUCCGUGGAUGCGAUGCUCCUCCUGGCCCUGUCUAUCGCCAGCGGGCUGGCCCACCUGCACAUGGAAAUCAUCGGCACUCAGGGAAAACCUGCUAUUGCUCACAGAGACCUGAAGUCCAAAAACAUCCUGGUGAAAAAAAAUGGCACGGCAGCCGUUGCCGAUCUGGGCUUGGCUGUGAAGCACGACUCUGUCACCAACUCCAUUGACAUACCGUCUAAUCACAGAGUAGGAACAAAGAGGUACAUGGCCCCAGAAAUCCUGGAUGAAACAAUCAAUAUAAGCAACUUUGAGCUGUUCAAGCGAGCGGACAUGUACUCCCUGGGUCUGGUCUUCUGGGAACUAGCUCGGAGGUGUUCUGUGAGAGGAAUAUAUGAAGAUUAUCAGUUGCCUUAUUAUGACAUGGUGCCUUCAGAUCCCUCCAUAGAGGAUAUGAGAAGGAUUGUUUGUGAACAGAAGCUGAGACCCAACAUUCCCAACCAAUGGCAGAGCUGUGAGGCUCUCAGAGUGAUGGGCAAAAUCAUGCGUGAAUGCUGGUACGCCAACGGUGCUGCCCGGCUCACGGCCCUGCGGGUGAAGAAGACAGUUUCCCAAGUGGCAGUUGUCCCAGAUGUCAAGGACUAAUGAGCCAGCCCCUGCAGGUGUGACUGUAGCUGGUCUGAUGCUCCGCUGUCCAUUUGCAAAUGGCCCACUAUGCCAAAGAAUCCAUGCGUCCAGCACAGAAGAUACAGUAGUAUCCCAAUUCUGUGGGGAAAAGCUCACGAAAUGAAUGAACCUCAUAUUUCCCAUGCAGAAGGUGGUGACUUUAACGUCUUCUCAGAUAUGAUCUAGGAUUAGUGUGCUGCCCCUUCCUAUGUAACCGUUACCCAAGCCCUGCAUUGGUCAAAUAUCAGAACUCUUCUCAACUACCACGAUGAAGGGUGAAUCCAGCAGAAUGAUCAAAAGACCUUCAUGCUCGUUUGUAGGGUUACCUUGAGGGGGUUUGCAAAACCAUUGGGAAACAGUCUACAUUGAGAGAACGCACACCAGUUUUCUGUGUUGAAGGUCAUGACACUAAGCAUAUCACUAAUAGGCUAAGGCCUCUUUACAAGACUUUUAGCUACAACCCCCGUGCGGUCUGCUGGCUGCAACAUCACUCAUUAAAGAAACACAAGCGCCAGCAGAGGAAGUAAGUGUGAAUGUUCCAUGCUACCUCAAAUGUUUUUAAGUGCCCAAAGCUUGAAGGUGUGCAUACAGCAGGACUGCAUUGAUUUCAUUUAUGCAGUUUGACACAAGAUGCAUACUGAUUGCAAAUGUGAAUGUUACGGAGUAACACCCACCACUAUGCCUGAUUGUGUAGGGCUCGCACCCUCUGCCCACCAUCAUAACUAUUGCCAGGCAACUCUGUGCCACCUUUUCAGCACCAGAGAACCAAGCUUUACAUUUCACGUACUUGUUGUUAAUCUUUACAAAAUGUCUUUCUGCACUUUGCUGUCCAUGCAAACACAUGUACCUCAAGGACCAAGCUAAAUUUGAAUUGUGCCAAUGCAGUUGUUUUAGGGGAUGGAUAAGUAAAAGAAUGUGAUGUGUUUAUGAUACAUCAGACCGCAUUUGGUCAUUUCAACAUUAAUUGCAUUUACUUAAAUCCAAAUUCAGCACGCUAUACAGAAGAAUGUAUGUAAUGUAAUGCUGUUUCUAUGCUUGAUGCUGAAGCCUUGUCAUUCCCAUCUACAAAGAAGAGACAUUACUGUCUUAUUUUGAACUGCAAAUGAACCUUACAAAAGGGUGCAUCAUUUUAGAGGCCCCCGUGUUCACCUAGUGCACCUCUGAACAAUGCAAAUAUAUAGACAAAAAUUCAGUUUGUGUAUAUUUUCUGCAAAGGUAAUUCAAUGUGUGCUGUUUACAUGUGAAUACCUAAUUGCAAAUGAGAUGAGAAUGUUAAUUGGUUAAAACCAAAUCUUUAAUCAAAAGCUGUGUAAUGUAAGGCCAAAAAUAAUUGUCCAUGAGCUUAGAGCUAGGAUAAUACACUAUGGUAACUUUUUAAGCUUUGUGUGUAUAAAGUUCAAUUACUCUGUUGCACUACAGUGUUAAU
Molecule: messenger RNA, 3090 nt
Organism: Scleropages formosus (Asian bonytongue)
Lineage: Eukaryota; Metazoa; Chordata; Actinopteri; Osteoglossiformes; Osteoglossidae
Gene: acvr1c
Product: activin A receptor type 1C
Exons: 9
Coding region: 150-1643 (497 amino acids)
Biological process (GO): protein phosphorylation; cellular response to growth factor stimulus; cell surface receptor protein serine/threonine kinase signaling pathway
Cellular component (GO): signaling receptor complex; plasma membrane
Molecular function (GO): ATP binding; transmembrane receptor protein serine/threonine kinase activity
Source: RefSeq, a predicted model, not a curated record